Aegilops tauschii subsp. strangulata is the source of this 557-nucleotide messenger RNA. The record is from RefSeq and is a predicted model, not a curated record. Lineage: Eukaryota; Viridiplantae; Streptophyta; Magnoliopsida; Poales; Poaceae.
GCUCCACGUGUGUUGCACUUCCACAGGUCAGACUCGGCUCGACCCUGAAGCUGCUCCGUCGGCGCGCCGCCUGCCCCGCGGCCGCAUCCACCGACAAAAGCACCAGACGGGACACCCGGCCGCACGCACGUCUCCUCCAGCCCCCCUCCUGGCCGGCGGCGAUGAGCGGCGGGCUUCCGGGUUUCCGUACGCAACACAAUGCGCCGGUGUCGAGGGCCGUGGUCGUCGCCGCCGCGCUCUUCUCCGUCCCCUUCGGCCUCCGCUCCCGCUUCCUCGACCUCGGCCUGUCCCACCAGAAUCUUUACGGAAAUCUGCGGAUAUGGAGGGUGAUUGCCUCAUUGUUUGCCUUCUCGUCAUCGCCUGAGCUUAUCUUUGGAGUGGCCUUGCUCUAUACUACUUCAGGGUGUUCGAGCGUCAGAUAGGCUCAAACAAGUAUGCUGUAAGUAAGAGGAAAGUAAGAGCCUGAUCGGACUCCCUCCGGCUCCAAACAAGUAUUCUGGAGCGGAGCGGCAGCCAGUUAUAAUUUAUGAAGCGGUUAGGCCUUGUUCGGAGCCCCA